This is a messenger RNA of Chenopodium quinoa (quinoa), 1166 nucleotides long. Its product is annotated as pathogenesis-related protein STH-21-like. Gene Ontology annotation, molecular function: abscisic acid binding; protein phosphatase inhibitor activity; signaling receptor activity. Gene Ontology annotation, cellular component: cytoplasm; nucleus. Bases 467 to 952 code for a protein of 161 amino acids. Gene Ontology annotation, biological process: defense response; abscisic acid-activated signaling pathway. Lineage: Eukaryota; Viridiplantae; Streptophyta; Magnoliopsida; Caryophyllales; Amaranthaceae. The transcript has 2 exons. The record is from RefSeq and is a predicted model, not a curated record.
AUGUCAAUUUAGAGAGAAUAGAAAGUUGUAUUUUUGUAUUAGCGUAUACACAUAUAUAUACAACCAAAGUGAUUAGGGUGGAACAUAACACCGACUCAUUAGCUAUACAUAGUAUAUAUUCCAUCAUACAUCUUCACACAUUUAUUAUGUGCUUAUACUUUAAUAGUCAAAUAAAUAAUCAGAUAAAACUAAACGAAUACGUAUUUCCCUCAAUUAUUCAGUUCUACCAAAAAAAAAAGCUCUUAAAAUAAUGAGGCGGCUUCUUUAAUUUGUCCUUACCAAUAACUUACUUUAUUUUAGUUACACUUUCCACACCCCAAACCCUAUAAAUACCCAAUCUAUUUUUCAUUCUUUACAUAUCGAAUUCAUUCUCUUCUUCACUGCCAAAUCUUCCAACUAAACUAAGCCUUUUAUUCUUCUAAAUAAUUAUCCUUAGCUCUCUUAAAUUUAUCAGUCCUUAGUAAUCAUGGGUGUCUUCACAUACACAUUGGCUGAUAUAACCAGCCCAGUCGCCGCGUCCCGGUUGUUCCAAGCUCUAGCCAUUGACAACCAUAACUUUGUUCCUAAGGCAUUGCCUCACUUGGCUAAGUCCGUUGUGUUUGUUGAAGGUGAUUCCACCACUGUUGGAUGCAUCAAGCAGAUCGAUUUCCCCGAUGAGGCUCCAUUCAAAUAUGUGAAAAAUAGAGUGGACGAGAUUGAUUCCAACAACUUCUACCUGAAGUACACUUGCAUUGAAGGAGAUGUGUUCCCUGAUACAGUGGAGUACGCUGUGUAUGAAGAUAAGUAUGAUGUAUCCGAAGCCGGAACCCGGUGCAAGAUGUUGGGACACUACCACAUGAAGGGAGACAAUGUGAUGAAGGAUGAGGAUGUUGAGAAGGCCAAAGAAGGAAUCCAAAAGAUGUUUAUGGCUGUUGAAGAGCACCUCAUUGCCAACCCUCAAGUUUAUGCUUGAAAUAUUAUCCAAAGUUUUAUGAGUGAUUUAAGUCAUCUAACUACAAAAAAUUGGAGCUAUUGAGUAUGUAAUGUGUGAUGUUUUGAAUUUAAUUUUCCUUUGUUCCUUAUUUGUGUGGUUUGGGAGAAAAAAUAAACUGUGAGAAAAGUAUGUAAUUGUUGGGAUUUGAAUUGUGAAGUAAGAGAUGUUAAGUUUCACUUACUAGUGAAAAGUA